Suncus etruscus (white-toothed pygmy shrew) is the source of this 1715-nucleotide messenger RNA. It is a transcript of the gene EME1, whose product is annotated as essential meiotic structure-specific endonuclease 1. The transcript is spliced from 8 exons. Gene Ontology annotation, cellular component: nucleus; Holliday junction resolvase complex. Gene Ontology annotation, molecular function: nuclease activity; DNA binding. Gene Ontology annotation, biological process: replication fork processing; double-strand break repair; resolution of meiotic recombination intermediates. The coding region runs from base 1 to 1641 and encodes 546 amino acids. The record is from RefSeq and is a predicted model, not a curated record. Lineage: Eukaryota; Metazoa; Chordata; Mammalia; Eulipotyphla; Soricidae.
AUGGCACUGAGGAAUCCGUCGCUCUUCCUGGACUCCAGUGAGAGUGACUCAGAUGAGUUGCCAGUGUUCACCUUUCUGAAGAAGGAACCAACUUCAAUCAAGAGGUCAUCUCAGAGGGCAGAGCCAGUCGUUGUGGUUGAUACCUCGGGUUCUGAGGCCUCCUGUCCUCCAUCUCCAAGGUGGAGAGGACCAUCCCCUGUCCCAGGAGUGACUAAGACUGACACACAGGAAGGGCCCACCAGGGUGCUAAGCAGCGGAAGUGAGGAUGGGGAAGAAUUUGUUCCUCUGGCCCAACGGCUCAAGUGUAAGUUUUUGACCCGAAAGGCGCUGAGCCCUGACAGCUCCCCUGUCAAAAUUGUACAGUCUCAUUACAAUCAGGAAGGAGCAACAGCGUGUGAGGGGACACAUCAGCCGUGCCCAAAGAGCCCAAAGAAGCUUGUUCCCGCCAUUCCAGAAAAAGGCACGUGGAAUGCCCAGCACUCUGCCGGAGACCCUCAAGUCCUCUAUGCUGAAUUUCUCCCACCUCUGAAGACAAGCAGGGUCUGGCAGAAGGCACUGAGGAAAAGCUCACAGGGAUGUCAGCAACAGGCACGCAUGAGCCAGGAGGAGAGGAGGAAGAAGGUGACCCUGGAUAAUCGGCUGAAAGCCCAGAAGCCAGAGGAGUCUUUAAAGCACCUGGUCGUGGUGCUCGAUCCAGAGCUCUUACAGAUGGAAGGUGGGGGCCAGCUCCUGGGUGCUUUGCAGGGCAUGGAGUGCCGUUGUGUGAUUGAGGCCCAGGCUGUGCCAUGCAGCAUCACCUGGAAGAGGACUGGGCGGGCGGAGGAUGAAGAGGAGGGCUUGGUGGAGGAGCCAGUGGUCCUGGUGCUGUUGCUGGUGAAGGCACUUGUACCCCUGAUCUGCAACUUCAAGCAGGCCAGGCUGGGAAAUGCUGAGAAGGGGAAGGACACUCUGUGCAGCUUUGUCACUGACAUCGUGACCAGAACGGCUGGAAAGGCUCUGUCGCUGGUAAUUGUGGACCAGAAACCCUCCAGUGCUCCAAACCCUCCCCGAAGAAGGAAACAGAGUGCGGUGGCAACUAGAGACCAAGCUAAAGAGAAGCCACAGAGACAAGCAGAAGCUGAGUUUGGGUCUGGGGUGUCCAGGUUGGACGUGGAAGAGGCCUUGGUGGAGCUGCAGCUGUACACCACUGCCCAGGCACACAUUGUGCACAGCUGGAAAGAGCUGGCCGACCUGGCAUGCGCCUUCACCAAGGCUGUGGCUGAGGCGCCCUUCAAGAAGCUUCGAGACCAGACAAGUUUCUCCUUCUGCCUGGAGAAUGACUGGGCUGGUGGCACCAAGGUGGACCGCACUGGCAGGGGACUUAGUCUGGUAUGGCGGAGACAGAUUCAGCAACUGAACCGUGUCAGUCUGGAAGUAGCCAGUGCCGUGGUGGACGCUUACCCCUCCCCACAACUGCUGCUACAGGCGUACAGGAGAUGCUUCUCCGAGCAAGAAGGCAUGGGGCUGCUGGCUGACAUAAAGGUGCGUCGUGGGGAAGGGGUGACGGCCACCUCCCGCCGGGUAGGGCCUGAGCUGUCCCGGCGGAUCUACCUUCAGAUGACCGCUCUGCAGCCAAACCUCUGCUUAGAUAGUACAAACUGACUGUGGGAGACAACAUGUUAUUGUACUGGUGUCCUCACUCACCAGCUGCAGAAGGCUGGAUGCUGCCCAGGUUC